UGGCGGCGCCCAGUGACAAUGUGCGGGACUACUGUGUUAAAUUAAAUGAAAUGCUUACUGGAGAUUUCGUCGAGAGACAUUUGCAUACUCUACAAAGUUUAACAAAGGCUUUUCGCGAGCAAGAAUUCAGAGACAGCGUGGACAGAGAGGUCCUCCAGAUGCUGAUAGAGACUGUGUCCAAACUCAACGAAGGGAUGGAUGUGCCUUGUCCACCUCAGGCUCUGUACAUACAGCUCACAGCAGAGUGCUUCAGGAGCCAGAGGAACGCGUGUGUGCAGUGUCCCCGCAACCAGAACCUCAUUAGGGACCUGGGAUUCAUUAAAGUGUCACUCAGGCUUCUCCGUGCGCUCCUCGGGCUUCGGCUGGAGAGCACAGACUGCCUAUUUGAGGCUUUACGCUGUGGGGUGCAGUUCCUCGGGAACCUCGCCGUUGGAAACCAGGUUUGCAAAGACGACAUCUGGAUGCACGCUUUUCCACAUCUCUUCCUAGACCUCCUAGAUCACAAGGAUAGGAAGACAGCAGCCUACGCCUCCAUGUUGCUCUACACCUGCCUCGACUCACUCAAAGUGGACGAGUUGACCCUGCAGCAGGAGAACCUGGAUGUGGCCAAAAAGGUCAUUGGCUUGUGCCAGAGACAGCCAGAGCUCGACUGGACGGUUUUGAUUGUCACUCAGCAUUUCUUCAAGUCCUCCAAGCUUGUUGAGAAGUUAUAUGUUGGACUGAGUAAUCAAGAAAGGGUAAUGUUCCUGGAGCUGGUCACUGCCCAGCUUGUAGAGCCUCGGGAGGCUGCAGGGGACUCUGGCAUCCCUGCCGAGCUGGCUAAAUUCUUGGCCUCUUGCUUCCUGGAUGGAUGCAGGGCUGUACUGGAACUGGCCUCCUGCCCCUCUGCUGCUGAUGAGGAGGCUUUGACCGUAAUCAGACUUCUGGACGUGCUCUGUGAGAUGACUUCCGAUCGCCAGCCGUUCAUGUUUCUGCAGGACCAUCCCACCCUGCUCAGCACGACUGUCGAGCUCCUGAAAGAGGUCCACUUUCUGGGCAAGGUGGGUCGCAACAUCUUCAGCGCUCAGCAAGACUUCUCCAUGGCGGGACCGGCUUCCCACCCAGCCGUGAGCUUCAAGGCCCACCUGGUGCGGCUCAUUGCGAACCUGUGUCAUGGCAACUCUCACAACCAGAACAAGGUCAGAGAGAUGGAUGGCAUUGCUCUCAUCCUUGACAACUGCAACAUCGACAGCAACAAUCCCUUCAUCAGUCAAUGGGCUAUCUUUGCUCUGCGUGUGAUCUUGGACCACAACCGGAAGAACCAAGAGGUGGUGCAGGCGCUCGAGCGUCGUGGGGUUGCAGACGACUCGACCCUCAGGAAGAUGGGCUUCCGGCUAGAGGAGAGGGACGGGAGCUUGCUGCUGAAACCCAUCCGCAAGGAGCCCUGAGGACUCGGACCGGGAGCACCGGGGCGGAUGGACGCAUAGGGAGCAGCUCUGUGAUUUAAGCUCAUUUUAAAUUGGGCAUCAUUAAAUCAGGGGAUGGAAAAUUGCUGUAAAUAGAAAUGGUGACUCACUAUGUAAAUUUAGAAACAAUACAUUUAUGCAGUCUGUCCUUUUUCAUCCAGAGAUGUUCUAAAUGAAAGCGCUAAUCAUGGACUUUACAGUUAUUGAAUUUGCUAAGUUAGUUUUAUGCUGCUUUUGCCAUCUCAUUAAAUUUAAUUGCAUUUCUUCUUUCUCCAGCAUGAUGAAAUGCAAUUGUAGUUCUAAGGGGUAUCGUGAUGAAUGCCGUUACUUCAUACAGGCGUGUUUGAGGAUUUACAUGUUUCAGGUUUUUCACUUACUCCAUUGCUGCAUUCUGUGCAGGAAAUCAUUGGUAUGAGUUGUACAGAUAACUGUAUUAGACCAAUUAUGCAAAGAAAAUGAGUUGGAAUGAAAAACAGGUGACACUACAAUUUUUUUUCCCCUCCUGAAAACAAUUGAUCCAGCUUUCAAACCAUCUUCAGUCUGUCCAAACUGUAAAUAAAGAAAA
Messenger RNA from Scleropages formosus (Asian bonytongue), 2010 nucleotides. It is a transcript of the gene atxn10, whose product is annotated as ataxin 10. Gene Ontology annotation, biological process: neuron projection development. Lineage: Eukaryota; Metazoa; Chordata; Actinopteri; Osteoglossiformes; Osteoglossidae. Gene Ontology annotation, cellular component: cytosol. The coding region runs from base 51 to 1427 and encodes 458 amino acids. The transcript has 11 exons. The record is from RefSeq and is a predicted model, not a curated record.